Messenger RNA from Vigna unguiculata (cowpea), 557 nucleotides. RefSeq names its product protein transport protein Sec61 subunit gamma. Gene Ontology annotation, cellular component: membrane. Gene Ontology annotation, molecular function: transmembrane protein transporter activity. NCBI's taxonomy places the organism in Eukaryota, Viridiplantae, Streptophyta, Magnoliopsida, Fabales, Fabaceae. The record is from RefSeq and is a predicted model, not a curated record. Gene Ontology annotation, biological process: intracellular protein transport; protein targeting.
UAUAAAAUUCAACCUUCCUCACUCAGCAUUCAUAUUUAUUCAGUUUUCAAUUCAGAUCCAAAGGUAGAAGGAAAAGUGAGAGAGAAUGGACGCCAUUGAUUCCGUUUUCGAUCCUCUCAGAGAAUUCGCCAAGGACAGCGUCAGGCUCGUCAAGCGCUGCCACAAACCCGAUCGUAAAGAAUUCUCUAAGGUUGCCGUGCGUACUGCGAUUGGUUUUGUUGUGAUGGGAUUCGUUGGUUUUUUCGUUAAGCUCAUCUUCAUUCCAAUCAACAACAUCAUCGUCGGAUCUGGUUAGGAUGAGGGGAAUUUCAAUUGCCUCAGGAAUUCAAGUUGUUAAACAUUAAGAGGCAGAAUGAGUUCCCACUUUGUUAGGUCAUUUAAUGAAUUUAAUUGUAGUUCUUUUGUACUUUAUUUUUGGUAUUUACUUGUAUCUUAUCUUCGGAAGCAUUACAGUUUUAUUCGAAAUGUACAAUUUUAUUUUCUGUGUUAGACCUUUGACACAUUGUUUUGAUCUAGGAAAAGGAUGAAAGUAGUUGACAAACUUUUCUUUUGGUUUU